AUGGGAAGUGAUAAUAAACCGAUCGAUUUGGAAAAACUUUUCACGCCAGCAACGGAUUCUGGAGAAAUAACUCCAAGAAACAAAAAAAUGUAUGCGUCAUCGAGUUUUUAUUCUCCCAUACAUCCGACCGUACAGGAUCAAAUCGAACUCGCACGUAGGAUUUCCAGUUCGCUUUCCGAUAUAUCGAACAAACAAUCGAAAGGACAAUCGAUGUAUGUGAACAGAAUGAAACGUUCAGUCAAAUGGGUUCACGGAGGGGAAGGUCAAAAUGAAAAUAUUGAGAGCUCGUACGGGAACGAUGAUUUUACAUGUAAAUAUUCAAAUAGCGAAUCAUCGUCAAAGGAUAAAAUCAAAUUACUUAUGAAUCCGCAGGGAAAAGUACAAGAUUUGAAAAGUCUUACAAAACAAGGGAUCGUUUUAAAUUCAUCUCCUCUUUCACCGGAAAUGUGUUUCGAUUUGGUUAAAGAUUUAACAACGACAAAAGGAAAAGGAGCUGAACUUUUUGCAAAAAGACGAAAGAAAUCGGAAAAAUGGAUCGUUGAUGAAAAUACAGUGAGACAAAGAAAUCCGUCGAUUGUUAGAGGAGGAGGAGGAGGACAACAAACUUUUGAAUCGAACACGGAAAAAACAAUGAAACAAAACAAUAUGAAAAGAGAAGAACAAAUGCAAAAAAUUCAUGCUUUGCAGGAACGAUUCGGACAACCAAAAUUGAAAUUAGUUAAAUCGCCAUGGGAAGCCGCUUUGGAAACGGGUUCCGUCGACACAGCUUUUCAAGAAUUAAAUUUUUCUUAUCCUUCAACUCAAAUGCCCUGGAUUGAUAAAAUAAGCGAAAACAACAGGAAACCCUUGGCUAAAUCAAAUCCAAUCAAAUUCAGAGAUUAUAAAAAUGAUUUGUACAUGCCGAACAUACCAAAAGGAUGGACGUCGUCAUCUUCUUACAAUGAUUCGUACGGUGUGUACGACAAUUUACCACAAAUCCCGACAAUCGUUGAACCUCAUUCAUUACCCAAUUCGAUGGACGGUUACGUGCAGCACGCUAGUCAACAUCAGCCAAAAACGUGGGACUUUAGUUCAUUGAAUAAUUACAACACGGCACCGAGGGGUUGGAAAAACGAUUUAGAUUACUACAGGCCGGUUACUUUUUCAUCUCAAAAAUUCAACUCUCAAAAUCCAUAUUACAAAACUUAUUGA
Messenger RNA from Pediculus humanus corporis (human body louse), 1191 nucleotides. RefSeq lists its product as uncharacterized. Gene Ontology annotation, cellular component: nucleus; actin cytoskeleton; Z disc. The record is from RefSeq and is a predicted model, not a curated record. The coding region runs from base 1 to 1191 and encodes 396 amino acids. Gene Ontology annotation, molecular function: actin binding. NCBI's taxonomy places the organism in Eukaryota, Metazoa, Arthropoda, Insecta, Psocodea, Pediculidae. The transcript is spliced from 7 exons. Gene Ontology annotation, biological process: positive regulation of actin filament bundle assembly.